CCGGAACAGGCCGGAGCUCGCAGCCCGGCAGGUCAAACUGUGUUUUCUGGGCGCGCACGUGUGUGUGUGUGUAUGUGCGUGCGUGCGUGCGUGAAGAUGUCUGCGGUGCGGAGGCUGCGGUGCGUGCUGGAGCAGCGGCUGCGCGCGGCUGUCGCAGAGAUCUUUGGGCUGUUUGAAACAACAAUAACAGAGUACGAAGAAGAGAUUGAGCGCCAACGCAGACUGCUGGAAGAUGUUGUUCAGCCGGAGAUCCGGAUCCACAAAGCGGACAUCAAGCAGCUGCUGGUGAGCCAAGAAGAAGAAGAAGAAGAAGAAGAAGUGGUGGACCAGGAGGAGCCAGAGCCCCCCCACAUCAAAGAGGAGCAGGAGGAGCUCUGGACCAAUCAGGAGACAGAGCAGCUUCACGAUCUCACCACGUUCCCUGUGAAGAGCGAGGAUGAUGAGGAGGAGCAGCUCCUCUCCCCUGAACAAAGCUCCUCUGCUGCCAACAAACGGAGGAGAUCGACUUCCUGUCGUUCUGCCAAACGAGUCCAAACGCUGCGAGCGUCACUCGGCCGGCGGAUCAGCGCCGCCGUGGAAGAGAUCGUCGGGCUGUUUGGAAGAACGCUGGCGGAGAACGCAGAACACGUUCCACGCUCACACGGGAACGAGCAGCUGGAGCUUCUGGAGGCUCUUCAGCCUGACGCAGUUUCACCUCCAGACGUCCAGCAGCUGCUGGGGAGGAGAGAAGAGGUUCUCCCUGAGCAGCAGGAGGAGCCAGAGCCCCCGCCCAUUAAAGAGGAACAGGAGGAGCCGUGGACCAAUCAGGAGGCAGAGCAGCUUCAGGAUCUCACCACGUUCCCUGUGAAGAGUGAGGAUGAUGAGGAGGAAGCUCCGCCCUCACAGCUUCAUGAGAGCAGCUCCACUGAACAGAUGGAGACAGAGGCUGACGGAGAGGAAGCAGCUGCUGACCUUCAGCCCGUCAGCGAAGGCCAGCUCCUCUCCUCACACUCCUCUGAGACGGAGGACAGCGAGGACGAGCGGGGGGAGCGCAGACAGCCUCGGUCAGGCUCAGACUCACUGAACAAACCUGAAGGCAACAACAGAUCUAACACUGAGGAGAAACCGUUUAGCUGCUCUGUCUGUGGUAAAAGUAUCAGUCAUAAAAGGGACUUGAAAAAACACAUGAGAAUCCACACAGGAGAGAAACCGUUCAGCUGCUCCGUCUGCAGUAAAACAUUCAGACAGACCGGACACGUGCACAAACACAUGCAGGUUCACGUGAACGACAAGCCGUUCAGCUGCUCCGUCUGUGGACAGAUCUUCAGUCAGAGCAGAGCGGUGGUCACGCACAUGAGACUCCACACAGGAGAGAAACCGUUCAGCUGCUCCGUCUGUGGAAAAAGCUUUAAGAACAAAGGAGACUUCAACAGACACACCAAAGUCCACACGGACGAGAAACCGUUCAGCUGCUCCGUCUGCGGCACGAGUUAUAAGCACAAAGGAGACCUGAACAGACACAUGCAGGUGCACACGGGCCAGAAGCCCUUCAGCUGCUCGUUCUGCGGCAAAACGUUUGUCUUCAAGAGCAACAUGAAGGUCCACAUGAGGAUCCACAAGGGAGAGAAACCGUUCAGCUGCUCCGUCUGCAGCAAACGCUUCAGCCAGACCGGACACGUUCAGAAACACAUGCAGAUCCACCAGAACGACAAAACCACUUCUGCUGCCAAGACCACCGACUCGUAGCUGCUCGGUCUGCGGAGAGGAGCUUGGAAAAGACACAAAAGUUCAGGCGGGAGAAGCUUCAGGUGUUGUGUGUGUGUGUGUGUGUGUGUGUGUGUGUGUGUGUGUGUGUGUGUGUGUGUGUGUGGGACCAGGUUCACCAGGCACACACUCAUCAGAAACCCUGAGCGUGUUGGUGGAGCUGCAGAGCUGCAGGUUGAGCUGAUAGUUGUUACUCAGUUUGACAGGCUUUUAAAACCCCACCUGGACAGACUGGCUUUUGUAUAAUCUUUUAUACUGUGUAUUCAAACAUUUUAAUGUUCCUUUUUAUAUUUUGUUCCAUCUCUCUGUGUGAUAACUUGUUGGAAUAACUGCUUGUGUUGCAUUUUCUGGGCAUGAUGCUGUUUCAAAAGAAUGUUUUUGCUGACUUUGCACCUCUACUGUAUGGUGUCGUGUUUUGUGAAUCACCUAGGAACUCUGGUUUUGAAAGGCGCUAUAAAAAUAUAGUUCACUAUUAUCAUC
Molecule: messenger RNA, 2223 nt
Organism: Myripristis murdjan (pinecone soldierfish)
Lineage: Eukaryota; Metazoa; Chordata; Actinopteri; Holocentriformes; Holocentridae
Product: oocyte zinc finger protein XlCOF8.4-like
Exons: 3
Coding region: 73-1725 (550 amino acids)
Biological process (GO): regulation of transcription by RNA polymerase II; embryo development
Cellular component (GO): nucleus
Molecular function (GO): DNA-binding transcription factor activity, RNA polymerase II-specific; RNA polymerase II transcription regulatory region sequence-specific DNA binding
Source: RefSeq, a predicted model, not a curated record